CCUUCCGAUUCUUCGUGAUCCCUUAAGGCGACGAAGCCCCCAGAUUUCCCUUGGUCAGGGCCCCUUUCAGCGCUCCCAAGGUUAGAUAUGUCUACCGCUACUGCCGCGACGGCCGCCACUGGCCAGAAACAGCUCGAAAAGAAGCCCGUGAAGUUCAGCAAUCUGCUACUGGGUGCUGGAUUGAACCUCUUUGAGGUCACCACUUUGGGUCAGCCGCUGGAAGUGAUCAAGACGACCAUGGCUGCAAACCGGGGCGAUAGCUUCGCUGGUGCUAUGGGUCGAAUUUGGGGCCGUGGCGGGAUCCUCGGUUAUUAUCAAGGUCUCAUUCCGUGGGCCUGGAUUGAGGCCUCCACUAAGGGCGCCGUCCUCCUCUUCGUCGCAUCGGAGGCGGAGUUCCGUGCCAAGGUGCUUGGUGCGCCCGACUUCGCCGCCGGUAUCGCUGGAGGUAUGGUCGGUGGUAUCGCACAGGCAUACGCGACCAUGGGUUUCUGUACCUGCAUGAAGACCGUUGAGAUCACCAAGCACAAGAUGGCCGCCCAGGGCGUCAAGCCCCCCAGCACCUUCGCGACCUUUAUGGAUAUCUACCGCAAGGAGGGCAUUCGUGGUAUCAACCGUGGUGUCAACGCCGUUGCCAUUCGCCAGACCACCAACUGGGGAUCCCGCUUCGGUUUCUCUCGCCUGGCUGAAACCGCUAUUCGCAAGGUCACCAACAAGGAUGAGGGUCAGAAGCUCAACGCGUUUGAGAAGAUCCUGGCUUCCGGUCUCGGUGGUGGUCUCUCUGCCUGGAACCAGCCCAUUGAGGUGAUCCGUGUCGAGAUGCAGAGCAAGACCGAUGACCCCAACCGCCCCAAGAACCUCACCGUGGGCAAGGCCGCCAAGUACAUCUACGACCAGAACGGCAUCAAGGGAUUGUACCGGGGUGUGGCUCCCCGUGUGGGUCUGGGAAUCUGGCAGACCGUCUGCAUGGUGGCACUUGGUGACAUGGCCAAGGAAGCAGUCGAAAAACUGACGGGCGACAAAGUCACCGCUAAGCACUAGAGAAGGUUUGAGAUACCCUUCUGCCAUGCGCGGUCUCGGUCGGAGGAGCGGAUGCUAGAUAAUCUUACCCAUACGGUGUGGAACUUGCUCGGUCCGUAGCUAGCUAUGCAUAGUGCCGACGAGCAU
This is a messenger RNA of Aspergillus piperis CBS 112811, 1164 nucleotides long. RefSeq names its product putative mitochondrial DNA replication protein (Yhm2). The record is from RefSeq and is a predicted model, not a curated record. Bases 88 to 1038 code for a protein of 316 amino acids. The transcript is spliced from 6 exons. NCBI's taxonomy places the organism in Eukaryota, Fungi, Ascomycota, Eurotiomycetes, Eurotiales, Aspergillaceae. Gene Ontology annotation, molecular function: tricarboxylate secondary active transmembrane transporter activity. Gene Ontology annotation, biological process: mitochondrial citrate transmembrane transport; alpha-ketoglutarate transport. Gene Ontology annotation, cellular component: mitochondrion.